This is a messenger RNA of Iphiclides podalirius (scarce swallowtail), 357 nucleotides long. The record is from the annotation of a GenBank genome assembly. Lineage: Eukaryota; Metazoa; Arthropoda; Insecta; Lepidoptera; Papilionidae.
AUGAAGUGGACUUAUAUUUUAUUUUUUUCGAUCGUGCUCCUACUAUCAUUUCAGCCAGUUGAAUCACGAAAUGGUGACGACGUGAGCCAGACACCUGCGGCCGAGCCGGUACCACAAGUAUUGACUUGGCAUUCCUGUGGGUCCUGCCGGGGAGAAGGAUGGGGUGACUUGGGUACUGGGCAAGCUCCUGCUGCCAUAAAGUGGUCUGUCCCUGGCACUUCGCCCACCUGCCUUACAGGUGGAAAACAACACGGGGAGUGGCAGUUACCGGUUGUAGGUCGGCACCAUCGGCGCCAAGGGCCACUUCCGAAUGUAGGAGGAUCCACUUUAUUUCCACCGAUCAGUUACCGCCUGCUC